AUGGCAUCCUGCCUUCUCCUCCUCGCCGCCUCGGCCAUCCUCUUCGUCACGGCCGCGGGGCAGGACAACAAGAUCACGGAGCCAGAUGAUCCGUUCUGCUCGAAGACGGACAACUACACCGACGGCAGCCAAUACAAGAAGAACCUGGACCAGCUGCUGGCCGCGCUUCCCGCGGCGGCCGGCAACAACGGCUGGUUCUACAAGGCCAGCGCCGGGGCAGGGGCCGACGAGGUGUUCGGCCUCGUCAUGUGCUUCGCGGACCGCAACGCGACGCAGUGCCUGGAUUGUCUCUCGACGGCGGCAGCCGGCAUCACGACGGUGUGCCCGGGCAGCCGGAACGUGAGCGCGUCGUACGUCGCGUGCGUGCUCCGGUACUCGGCUGCGCCGAUACCUGCCACCGCGGACCUCAGCUACGUGCGCCGGAAAAUCCCUUUCAUCGACCCUACCUCUGUCUUGGUGCCGGCCGCUUGGGUGCCACUGAUGAGCAAACUCACGGGGGACGUCACCUACUCGCCGCUGCGGAUUGCCAACAGCAGCACGCUGUACUCGGGCUCAGAGAUGAUGUACGGCCUGGCGCAGUGCACCAGGGACCUCAACGCCAGCGAGUGCUUGACCUGCAUCUCAAACUACACCCACAGGCUGGGGAAGGCGUUCCCUAACAACACCAGAGGUGCCCUCACGGGCUACACCUGCUACCUGCGCUACCAGCUGCACAGCCAGGGAAGGGUUCUCGACGCCGCCGACCCAAGGCUGAACGGAGAGUUCGACGGCCGGGAAAUGGAGAGCGUGCUGGUGGCCGGGCUCUGGUGCACGCAGGACGACCGCAACCUGAGGCCGUCCAUCAGGCAGGUCGUCAGCGUGCUUCGGUUCGAGGCGCCGCUGCCGAGCCUCCCUCAGAGGGCGCCAGUGGCAAUCUACAAACCGCCGGUUAUUGGCCUGCUAAACUCUGUUCCAUCUUCUCUUGGGACAGACAGCGUCGUCGUCUCGGAAAGGUCAACAAGCUAG
Miscanthus lutarioriparius is the source of this 1005-nucleotide messenger RNA. The record is from the annotation of a GenBank genome assembly. NCBI's taxonomy places the organism in Eukaryota, Viridiplantae, Streptophyta, Magnoliopsida, Poales, Poaceae.